AUGGGACUUGUAUCAUUCAGCAAUGAUGUCCACCAAUUGAGUACGUCCACAGAUGACCUGUCACAACAGCUUAUCACGGAAUACAGCGACUUAUUUUCUGAUGAGCUUGGAAGGUUGCCAGUCACCUAUCGCAUGACACUGAACCCAGAUGUGAAACCAGCUGUUCGCCCAGCACAUCGCAUCCCUUUGGCCAUGAAAGACAGAGUCAAGGCAGAGUUGGACAGGAUGGAGAAGUUAGGCGUCAUUACUCCCGUCUCAGAGCCGACAGACUGGGUGUCUUCUAUGGUAGCCACCAACAAGAAAGGCAAAGAUGAAAUAAGGAUAUGCAUAAAUCCUCGAGACUUAAACACAGCACUGAAAAGACCACAUCAUCCAAUGCGCACAGUGGAAGAAGUGGCUGCAAUAAUGUCAAAUGCCACUGUGUUCUCUGUGUUGGAUGCUAAGAACUCUUUUUGGCAGGUGUCAUUGGAUCAGAAAUCAUCCAUGCUGACCACCUUCAGCACUUGUUUUGGUCGUUACAGGUUUCUCAGAAUGCCUUUUGGUCUUAAUGCUGCCAGCGAGGUGUUUCAGCGAGCCAUGGAGCAGAUAUUCGCUGGGUAUCCAUGUGCCAUCAUUGUUGAUGAUAUACUCAUCGGCAGAAGAACUGUAAAAGAAUAUGACGACAACCUGAGAAAAGUCCUUGAUCGUGCCAGAGAAGUAAACCUGCGACUAAACCCACUAAAGUGCAAAUUCCGGCUGAAUCAGGUCAGUUAUGUCGGACACAUUUUCACAAGCGAGGGACUUAAAGCUGACCCUUCCAAAACAGCCGCAAUCAAAGAAAUGCCAGUUCCAACGGAUGUCCAAGCCCUGCAGAGGUUCCUGGGGAUGGUCAAUUAUCUUGGAAAGUUCAUUCCAAACUUCAGCCAUCUGUCAGCUCCUCUGCGACAGCUCACACACAAGGACAGUGAGUGGAUGUGGGACACACAGCAUCAGGCUGCAUUCGACGCACUUAGAGAGCACAUGUCGAGUCCACCUGUUCUGUCAUAUUAUGAUGUCAGCAAACCUGUGACACUAACAUGCGAUGCAUCACAGUAUGGCCUUGGUGCAGCUUGCUUACAGGAAGGGCAACCUGUAGCGUAUGCUUCACGUACUCUGACAGACACUGAAACCAGAUAUGCUCAGAUAGAGAAAGAGCUACUGGCUGUCGUUUUCGCAUGUACGAAGUUUCAUGACUACAUUUAUGGCAAGCCUGUAGCUGUAGAAACAGACCAUCAGCCACUAGUCACCAUACUAAGGAAACCUAUUCACGCCGCACCAGCCAGAUUGCAGAGGAUGUUGUUAAGGCUCCAAAAAUACAACAUAACACUCACAUAUAAAUGUGGAAAACAAAUGUAUCUGGCUGAUACGCUGUCUCGUGCUCCCAGCAGAAGCACUUUCCAGCAGUCUGAGGAAGAGGACAACUUUGAUGUCAUGACGGUGAGCUGCAUUUCUUCUUCACGCCUGGAGGAACUUAAAAGACACACGGCCGAGGAUGAGACCUUGCAAGUGCUCAGCUCGUUCAUCAAACAUGGUUGGCCACUACGACUCCACAACCUUCCCACGGCGGUUCAUCCAUAUUUUCCUUUCAGGGAUGAGCUGACUGUGGAUGAUGGCAUCAUUCUUAAAGGUACCAAAGCCGUGAUCCCAAAAUCGCUGCAAGGAGACUACAUCACCAUUAUGCACAGAGGACAUCCUGGCGUGGAAGCUACCAAGCGGAGAGCGCGGGGGAUCGUUUUCUGGCCGUUCAUGUCAAGAGACAUUGAACAAGCAGUUACUUCUUGCUCGGUGUGCAACAGCACUAAACCUCAUCAACAAAAAGAGUCCCUUCAUCUGCAUGAAGUUCCAGAUCUCCCUUGGUCAACUGUAGCUACAGAUAUCUUUGAGUGGCACUGUCAGCAUUAUUUAGUAGUAGUCGACUCAUACUCAGGCUGGUUUGAGAUUGACCUGCUAAAGGAUUUGACAUCAGCGACAGUCAUUAAAAAGCUGAAAAGACACUUCUCAGUUCAUGGUGCUCCACACACUCUGAUCUCAGACAAUGGAAGGCAGUUUACAAGCCAGCGUUUCAAAGACUUCGCUUCACAGUGGGACUUUCGACAUGUCACCAGCAGUCCAGAGUAUCCUCAAUCUAAUGGGCUUGCUGAGAGAGCAGUGCACAGUGCUAAACAGCUGAUGGAGAAAUCUCACAGAGAUGGCACCGAUGUAUUUCUCAACCUGCUGCAUCUCAGGAAUGUUCCACGUGAUGUGAACCUGGGUUCACCUGCAGAACGACUUCUAUCCAGACAGACUCGAACUACACUCCCAAUCAUGACCAAACUGCUCGAACCACAACACCGUGGAUCUGAGAAAGUGAAAGCCCAGCUACUCAACAAGAGACUGACUCAGAAGGUCUGUUACGACAGAUCCAGCCGACCACUUCCACCUCUUGAAGAAGGACAAAUAGUGAGGUUACAGACCCCACAGGGUUAUGACCGCACAGGUGUGGUGAAGGAACUUUGUAAAGAACCUAGAUCCUACCUGGUACAGUCAGAUGGGAACAUUUACAGGAGAAAUCGCAGACACAUUUUGCCUGUGUCUGAGCCUGUUACUGCUCAGGAAGGCACUGAUCAUCAUCAUGAUGAUGGACUGCAGGGUGGGGGUGAAAACAAUGAUGUAGAACCAUUUAAAGACAGCACUCAUGUUGAGAGCUCUUCUGAUGUUUUGCAUUCUCCAGGACCUUCCAGGAGUGAUGGUGUUUAUAGGACACGCUUUGGUCGUGUAUGCAAACCAAAUCCAAGAUAUAGGGAUUAA
Nothobranchius furzeri (turquoise killifish) is the source of this 2805-nucleotide messenger RNA. NCBI's taxonomy places the organism in Eukaryota, Metazoa, Chordata, Actinopteri, Cyprinodontiformes, Nothobranchiidae. The record is from RefSeq and is a predicted model, not a curated record.